AUGCCUGGAGAUACCCUGAUCACCUCAGAGAACGACACUGACAUUGAUCUGGAUUUUGCAGGUGAUGGAGAUUUUCAAGAAAAUCAUGAGAGGGAAAAACACAAAGGGAAGAGAAGAAAUGGUGACGGACAAAAAAACAAGAGGGAAAAUCAGAGAAGAAAAAGAUCUUCCAAGUCGGUGCAAGGAAUAAGAGAGGAAUCUCAAUCCAAGACAGAGAGAGGAGAGAGGGGUAGGAGGCGAAGAGGAAAAGAUGAACAUGAAACAAGUGGACAUGAGGGGAAUGAAGGGAAGCGGGAUCCAACCAGGGCCAAGACAACAAAAUCAAAGAAGAACAUCAAAAAUGAGAAAACAAGAAAGCUGGAGGGGAAGGAGGACAGAGAAGGUCAGGAAAAAGGUGAAAAGGGAAAACUGAAACUUGUAUGUGCCAAAAAUGAGGAGAAAAUAGAAAGUGGAGAUCAACUUAAGGAGAAAGAAAAAGCACUUGGAAUGAAGAAGAAGAAAAAGAGCAAAAAAGUUGUUGAAACGAGUUCAGAGCCAGAGACGAGUGGGGAAGGUGAUGAUGAGGAGGAAGAGGUCAAUAAUGAUGGAGAGGUGAGGCCUGAGUUACUGUCGCCGGAGGAGUUGGAGAAGUUGAAGGAGGCAGUGGAGGAGAAGAAGAAGCUGAUCCAAAGUCUGAGGGGGAAGCCCUGGCCAAUGAGACAGAAGCUUGUCACUUUACGAGAGUCUCAGCUAUUUGUGGAGAAAUAUGAGGGCGCUUUGGGGAAAGGGAAAGGCAGGAAACUCUAUGCAUACAAGGUCAUGAUGACAAAGAAGUGGAUGAAGUUUCAAAGAGACUUUGAGAACUUCAAAACAGCCUGCAUUCCAUGGGAGAUGAAAAUAAAAGAGAUUGAAAGUCAUUUUGGCUCCUCAGUUGCCUCAUACUUCAUCUUCUUACGGUGGAUGUACGGCAUCAACAUGAUCCUGUUUGGUUUGACCUUCGGCCUGGUUAUGGUACCAGAGGCAUUAAUGGGGAGGCCCUACGGCAGCAUCCCGAGAAAGACUGUCCCCAGAGCGGAGGAAGCGGGUGCCAUGGACUUUGCUGUCCUUUGGGACUUUGGAGGUUACGCUCAGUAUUCGGUCCUCUUCUACGGUUACUAUAACAAUCAGCGUGCUAUUGGCUGGUUCAAGUUUCGUAUGCCUUUGUCGUACUUCCUAGUCGGUGUGGGCACAGUGGCCUACAGCUAUAUGGUUGUCAUACGGACGAUGGCGCGUAACGCAAACGAGUCAGGGAUUGGAGAUGACAACAGCUUCAAUUUCAGCUGGAAGAUGUUCACAAGCUGGGACUACCUGAUAGGAAACCCUGAGACAGCAGACAACAAGUUUGCCUCCAUCACCACCAGUUUCAAGGAAGCAAUCUUGGAGGAGCAAGAGAGCCGAAAGGACGACAACAUCCAUCUGACUCGUUUCCUGCGCGUGUUGGCCAAUUUCCUGGUGUUGUGCUGCUUGGCAGGAAGUGGAUACCUCAUUUACUUUGUGGUGCGUAGGUCUCAGAAGUUUGCCCUGGAUGGUCUGGAGAAUCACACCUGGUGGGAAAGAAAUGAGGUGAAUAUGGUCAUGUCGUUACUGGGAAUGUUUUGCCCCAUGCUGUUCGACGUCAUCAGCACUCUGGAGAACUACCACCCCCGUGUCGCCCUGCAGUGGCAGCUGGGUCGCAUCUUUGCCCUUUUCCUGGGAAACCUCUACACCUUCAUUAUCGCGCUGAUGGAUGCGAUCAAUCUUAAAAGGAAAGAGGAGAAAGUAGUAAAGUUUAACAUUACAAUGUGGGAAGCAAGUCUUUAUAACGGCACAGGGUCAGAGAACAGCACUGCUCCACCCAUCACCAUCCACCCUGCUGAUGUGCCAAGAGGGCCCUGCUGGGAGACGAUGGUGGGGCAGGAGUUUGUUCGUCUGAUUAUAUCUGACACAAUGACGACUUACAUUACGCUGCUGAUUGGAGAUUUCCUGAGAGCUGUGCUUGUUCGUUUUCUGAACCACUGCUGGUGUUGGGACCUGGAGGCUGGAUUUCCUUCGUACUCUGAGUUUGAUGUCAGUGGAAAUGUCCUGGGGCUUAUCUUCAACCAAGGCAUGAUAUGGAUGGGUGCCUUCUAUGCCCCCUGUCUGCCAGCUCUGAACCUCCUGCGGCUCCAUGUGUCCAUGUACCUGCAGUGUUGGGCUGUGAUGUGCUGCAAUGUUCCACAGGAACGGGUCUUUAAAGCCUCGGGCUCCAACAACUUCUACAUGGCCAUGUUGCUGGUCAUCCUCUUCCUGUCCACUCUUCCGGCCAUUUACACCAUUGUAACCAUCCCCCCUUCAUUUGACUGUGGACCUUUCAGUGGCAAGAACAGGAUGUUUGAUGUGAUCCAAGAGACGCUGGAGUCCGACUUCCCGGCCUGGUUCAGUAAAGUGUUCAGCUAUGCAUCUAACCCUGGGCUGGUGCUACCUUUCAUAUUGCUCAUGGUACUGGCCAUUUAUUACUUACAGUCCACAUCCAAAAGCUACAAAGAAGCAAAUGUGGAACUGAAGAAGAAACUACAGACGCAAAAUGAAGAAAACAAGAAAAAGAAUAAACAAGCUGCACUGAAAGCUCAGACGGAUCUGGAGGAGGCCAGAAAAUCAGCAUCUCAGGCUGCAGAGCAUCAAAGGGACACCGAUGCUUCAGGUCAAAGACGAGAGGAUGAUGAAGAAAUCUACAACAAAAAUCAGAGGAUGUAUCAUGGGCGCAACCCUUCUCCGUCUGUUGGUGACAGAGAACCACACUUCCCAGUGAGAGGCCCUGGUCCCAGAAAUUGCCAUAAUGGCAACCAAGGGAACUCAAGAUACCUGCCUGGUUUCCAUCAGCAAAGUGAGCCCAGGGUGUACAGGGUGCCGAGUCUGGAGAGACACUGAGAGAACAAAGACAGAAGCUGUAGCCAAGUAACUUAUUUACCUGGGGACUGGAAAAAGAAAACACUUAA
Molecule: messenger RNA, 2972 nt
Organism: Poeciliopsis prolifica (blackstripe livebearer)
Lineage: Eukaryota; Metazoa; Chordata; Actinopteri; Cyprinodontiformes; Poeciliidae
Gene: tmc1
Product: transmembrane channel-like 1
Exons: 20
Coding region: 1-2904 (967 amino acids)
Biological process (GO): vestibular reflex; detection of mechanical stimulus involved in sensory perception of sound
Cellular component (GO): plasma membrane
Molecular function (GO): mechanosensitive monoatomic ion channel activity
Source: RefSeq, a predicted model, not a curated record